This is a messenger RNA of Sesamum indicum (sesame), 1158 nucleotides long. RefSeq names its product IRREGULAR XYLEM protein (DUF579) (gene IRX15-L). Gene Ontology annotation, biological process: xylan biosynthetic process. The record is from RefSeq and is a predicted model, not a curated record. NCBI's taxonomy places the organism in Eukaryota, Viridiplantae, Streptophyta, Magnoliopsida, Lamiales, Pedaliaceae.
AUUGGUUGACGUCGUGUUCAUGUUAGUCCAUUAAGCAUCUUUAAAAUCACGACUUCUCCCUCCGAAAUCCUCAGACUUCCGACAACCUCAUCACAGACAAAAAUGAAGAACAACAUCAGCAACGGCACGAAGCUCAUACUCCUCCACCCCCCGAGACUCCAUCUCCAUCUCCACCUCCUCCGCCGCCACCGCCGCCGUGGCUGCCUCCAGUCCCCCGCUUUCUUCGGCUGUUUCCAGGGCCCUCCUCCACUACGCUUCCAACUCCAACAACACCGACCGCAUGUCCUACACUGAUAUCAAACAGAUAGCUGACGCUCUCCGGCAGUGCUCGCCGCCGUGCAACUUCCUGGUUUUCGGCCUCACCCACGAGACCCUCCUCUGGAAAGCCCUGAACCACAAUGGGAGAACCGUUUUCAUCGACGAGAACCGCUACUACGCCGCGUACAUAGAGGAGAAGUACCCGGAGAUCGAAGCCUACGACGUGCAAUACGGCACGAAGCUCAGCGAAAUGCCGGAGCUGAUCGCGGCGGUGAAGGAGCAGGUGCGCAACGAGUGCCGGCCGGUGCAGAAUCUCCUGUUCUCGGAGUGUAAAUUGGGGCUGAACGAUCUGCCGAACCAGCUGUACGAGGUGGACUGGGAUGUGAUACUAGUGGAUGGGCCGAGAGGGUACUGGCCGGAGGCGCCAGGGAGGAUGGCGGCGAUCUUCACAGCGGCGGUGCUGGCUAGGAGCAAGAAGGGCGGGAAUCCAAAAACGCAUGUUUUCGUCCACGAUUUCAAUAUGAAGGUGGACAGAAUCACGAGCGAUGAGUUCUUGUGCAGGGAAAAUCUGGUGAAGUCUAAGGACAUGAUGGGCCACUUUGUUCUGGAGAGAAUGGACAGCAACGCCUCUCAGUUCUGCCGGAGCAGCAGCCACUCGCCGCCGUCGUCGACGUCUUGAUUGACCGGUGAUGAUGACGAUUUGUUUGUUUCUUUUAAUAAUGGUUAGAGGCAAGAAAUGAAAUUUGAUAAUUUAAUUAAUUUUCGUCUGAGAAAAUUUCCUGUUUUGUAUUUUUGGCAUAUGUAUUUUGUAAUUUCUUGGGAUGAGCAGUUGUUUGUUUGUCCUUUGAGCAGAAAAUGGUUGCGUGCUGAUAUGACAUAAAAGGACUAAAACAUUCUUUA